Molecule: messenger RNA, 1849 nt
Organism: Trichogramma pretiosum
Lineage: Eukaryota; Metazoa; Arthropoda; Insecta; Hymenoptera; Trichogrammatidae
Gene: parvin
Product: beta-parvin
Exons: 6
Coding region: 374-1813 (479 amino acids)
Biological process (GO): actin cytoskeleton organization; substrate adhesion-dependent cell spreading; establishment or maintenance of cell polarity
Cellular component (GO): focal adhesion; cytoplasm; actin cytoskeleton
Molecular function (GO): actin binding
Source: RefSeq, a predicted model, not a curated record
UUUAGUCGGUGGUAGUAGUACAAAAUCGAAUCAUCCACGUUUGUUUUUGUCAUCGAGAGUAAUUGAUCGCUGUGUAUCUUGCAGUCUCGUAGUAAGAAAUCAGCGUGUCGAAGAUCUGUUCAAUUAUGUAGCAGUCACGAUUGCAUUCAAGGCAAUAUUAUUAAUAAUGACGUCGGACCACAAAGUGCCUUUACUUCUUCUUGAAUGUAAUUCUGUUCGUAUUUUGUUUAAUGAUAUUCAAAUGAACGUGACAAAUGAACAAGUGGACUUAAGAGAGUGACAUUACGUGCGAAGUAAUAAGUUUGAGUAUUCAGAAAAAAAGAAAAUAACAAGUGACAAAUCGAAAACAUCAUAUAGAAAAAUAUUUAAUUAAAUGAAACACUCAAAAAUUAGCAUGGAUCUCGAUAGUUUUAUACAAACGGAAGCACUAGCUUAUGAUAUAAACAUCUACGAUCUAUUAGAUCCGGCGGAUCAUCGUCCUGUGAUAAUCGGCGUAGUGCGAAAAAGAUCGUUUCUUGACUAUACCGCUGACGAUAAAACUAUACAGACCGAUAAAGAGUAUGCAAGUUUUACGAAUGGUUCAAGCAGCAGUGGCUGUGAUGCAGCUGCUGCAGCACAUGAGCGGCUAGAUAAUAAAAUGAUGAAUCACUGUGCUGAAGAUUCUUCUCCUAUGUAUUACAGCGACUUAGUUUCAGGAAUUACCAAACUAGUUAUGGCGUCGCCAAGACCAAAAUCGCCUCGUUCGGGGCCUGUAUCGGCCAAAAAAGAUGAUAAAGAGGAGAGUUUUUGGGAUAAAAUUGGAACUUUGGGUCGCAAAAAACGCAUAAAGGAAGUACAAGAAGUUCAAGAAGAAGGCAAAAAUGCAAUUGAAUCUCCAGGUUUUGCUGCCAAUUUAGAUGUUCCUCCAGAAGAUUAUAAUCUUGAAGAGAAUGAAGAAAGGUCUAUGAUUGCUCCUAAAAGUUUAGAAAAUCCAAAAGUUCAAGAGUUAAUUCAUGUGUUAAUAGAGUGGAUUAACGACGAAUUAGCUGAUCAAAGAAUAAUUGUUAAAGAUAUAACUGAAGAUCUUUAUGAUGGGCAAGUACUUCAAAAAUUACUUGAAAAAUUAACAGGAAAAAAGUUAGAUGUACCUGAAGUGACUCAAUCCGAAGAAGGACAAAGACAAAAAUUGUGUAUGGUUUUAAAUACUGCUAAUAGAGUAUUAGGAUCUUACCCUCCUUACAAAUGGAGUGUUGAAUCAAUCCACUCUAGAAAUAUUGUAGCAAUAUUGCAUUUACUAGUUUGCCUUGCUCGUUUCUUUAGAGCACCUGUCAGAUUGCCAGAACUAGUAUCAGUUCAAAUUGUUGUUGUGACAAAAAAAGAUGGCCAGUUAGUACACAGAAUAGUAAAAGAAGAAAUUACAAGAACAUAUGAUGAUUUGGGAAUGCGUUGUGAGCGUGAUGCAUUUGAUGCUUUAUUUGACUAUGCUCCAGAGAAAUUAGCUGUCGUUAAAAAGUCGUUAAUAACAUUUGUCAAUAAACAUUUGAGCAAAGUACAUUUAGAAGUAACUGACCUUGAUAAUCAAUUCCAUGACGGAGUCUUUUUAAUUCUGUUAUUGGGAUUGUUAGAAGGUUUCUUUGUGCCAUUAGGAAAUUUUUAUUUAACUCCAAAGAACUAUGAACAAAAAGUACACAAUGUUGCUUUUGCUUUUGAGCUCAUGCAAGAAAUUGGAUUGUGUAAACCAAAAGCAAGACCUGAAGAUAUUGUGAAUCUUGAUCUUAAAUCAACAUUGCGUGUUCUUUACAAUUUAUUUUCAAAGUAUAAAGCACUUAAUUAAAAUGACAAAAAUUUAUUCGAUUCUAACUAAGAGGCA